AUGCGGGUGAUUUGUUUCCAUCAUGACCUCGCUUGGCACAGGGUGACGGUAAUUUUACACAGUCGAGCUCAGAUUUUGGUCAGAGCGAUCGGCAUCCUCAGCCACAAGACGGAAAUCUCCCCGUAUGUCUACCGAGAAAGUUACGGUACCAUCCUACUCUUCUGCGCGGCCAGCGGUAACUUUAAAUUACGGUACUUUUUCACUAGCAAAAAUACUGCCGCGCUCGAGCUCGGAGGACUGCAGCCAAUCGCUGGCUCGGCUCGUCUGACCGCCUUUGUUGCGCAGGAUCGUCCGCUCAGCCAGCAUCGAGGCGACGAUACCAGCUUAAAGGAUGCGGACGAAAAGGCUGCAAUGAGCACAGCCCGCGGGAAGCGGGAGAUGAAUAGACCAUGGAUAUUUUUUCUGGAACUUUUGAGAGAGCACUCUAUUCCAUCAGCCCUAGCAUUCAGCAAAGCCCAUUUGAAUCUUACAGGUAUAUGUAUGCGAUCCGGAGCUAGCUUCACUUAA
Molecule: messenger RNA, 507 nt
Organism: Coccidioides immitis RS
Lineage: Eukaryota; Fungi; Ascomycota; Eurotiomycetes; Onygenales; Onygenaceae
Exons: 1
Coding region: 1-507 (168 amino acids)
Source: RefSeq, a predicted model, not a curated record